Molecule: messenger RNA, 2194 nt
Organism: Mizuhopecten yessoensis (Yesso scallop)
Lineage: Eukaryota; Metazoa; Mollusca; Bivalvia; Pectinida; Pectinidae
Product: solute carrier family 13 member 2-like
Exons: 3
Coding region: 61-507 (148 amino acids)
Biological process (GO): monoatomic anion transmembrane transport
Cellular component (GO): membrane
Molecular function (GO): transmembrane transporter activity
Source: RefSeq, a predicted model, not a curated record
GGUCUAUCCCGAUUGGUGGGAUGUGAGCUGAGGGUGCUGAAGGGCCUGGAUCCCUGGGUGAUGAAUAUGGUUUUAUGUUUUAUUGUAGCAGGCGCUACCGAGAUCACCAGUAACACGGCUACUGCCUCCCUCCUCAUGCCCAUCAUGUUUGAACUGGCAAUAACUGUGGGGAUACACCCUCUGUAUUUGAUGAUGUCGGCCUGUAUUGCAUGUUCCUUUGCAUUCAUGCUUCCGGUCGCAACGCCUCCAAACGCUAUUGUGUUCUCAACAGGAACCGUGAGAAUACCGGAUAUGGCAUUGACGGGCAUCGUUCUGAACAUUUUAGCAGUAGGAGUGUUGACGCUCGCCAUCAACACAUGGGGCACGGCUAUAUUCAAGCUGGACACUUUCCCGGAGAUAUUCUUAAAUUCAACCAAAGCGUCGACGUGUCCUGGCACAGCAGCAAUCUCUGUUAUAGAUACGACCGUGUCCUUGCUUAACUCGACUUUGCCUAGUACAGCGCCAUAGAAAAACAGACUUAAGAAAGGUCGAUAAAGAAAUGUGAAUUGCAUCUAUGAGACUAUCAGUCUUGAUAAGCACACCAAGGUUUUUUUCAUAUUGUUGUGUACAGCCGUCCAAAUUUUUACAUUUCUCCUUAGCAUGUGAUAUGGAUAUCUAAAACCCGGUCGAAUCGGGAGAGAAAGAACAUUUCGAAAAAGACGAGUAAACACCUUGUACUUCACAAAGGCGUUAUCAUUUUAGUCGACCGAAAAACACCAUGCCAUUGUAUUAAUCCUAAAGAUAUGUGUUCUCAUCGAGAACGUAUCAGAUUCAAUGUUUGUUAAUAUUUAGUUUCAAUGAUAAUGAUGGUCAAACAUGUGGAUGUAAAAUCGAACAAAGUUGUGUCGCUAGAGUUGAUUGGUUGUCUGUACACUGUAGUGACGUCAUAACUUUUUUGUAAUGUUCACAAUCAUUACGGCUGGUCAUUAAUUUGCACUGGAAAUAUGGAUACUUCGGUUCACGAAAAAAAAAGCCGGUAUUUUUUUCCCCCGGAACAUAGAACCUCAUUCCAUUUUUGUUAUGUUUUAUUGGUAUUGACUUAGGAAAAUAGAUGAAGUCUGGUGGAUGUGUUGAUUUUUGACGAUUAAUAUUUUUUAAUUGAAUAAAGCUACACAAUAGGAGUAGAAUGGUCUCGAAGUUUAAUACCUGUUUACAUGUACAUGGCAUUGUUCAAGGGAAAGUAAUCAUAUUUAAGACAAACGUCUUUGUUCCAGACAUAAUGACGGUGCUGAAAACAGAUUGACGGUGUUCUAAGCAAAGACUAUGUGUGUUCCAAACAUACAUGUAUGUUGCUCAAGACAAAUUGACGUUUUCAAACGAAGUGACGACCAUGUUCAAGAAAAUGCGUAUGGUCUAGUCGGACAAAGAUAAUGUGCUCAUGAUAGUGCUCAUGAAAAUUGAACGUUUCAGACGAAGAGACCGAUUAUGAUCAAGACAAUUUCUGUAGUCCAGACCGACAAAAAGUUCAAGGCAAGUCUCAAGACAAAUUGACGUUUUCAAACGAAGUGACGAAAAUGUGUUCAGGACAGAAUAACCGUAUUCACGACAAAAUGACAGUGCUCAAUUCAAAGUUACCGGGUUCAAGAAAGACAUCUGUGUUUAGGACAAAGUGUCUUUGAUCAGGACAAAGAGUGUAAAAGACAAAGUAACCGUGCCAAAGACAAUGUUUGUAACAAAGUGACAAACGUUAUCAUGACAAAAUGCCUACGUUCUGGACAAAGUAAUUGUGGUCAAGCAAAUGUGACUGCUUUAAGACAGAAAAACUUAUUUUGUUCAGGACAAAUCAACAGUGUUCAAGAGCAAGUGAAUGGUCAAAAGAAUGCAUCUGUGUUCAAAGACAGUCUAUCAGUGUUUUCGACAAAGUUACCGUGCUCAAGCCAAAGUUUCUAUGUUUAAGAUUCAAUAAAAAAUCAAAACAAAACGUACGUUUCCAUGACGAACAUAAUGUAAUUUGAACAAAGUGAUUGUUUUGCAGACAAAUGGACUAUGUUCAAGACAAUUUGAUUGCGCUCAAGAUAAAGUUGUAUUGUUCCUUUUUGUUUUGCAAACGUCAUGCUGAAUUUUUGUGAUGUUAGCAUGUUAGCAUUGCAAAUCUUAUUACAUUACAUAGUGUAAAUUUUAAAUUUGAUAAAUAUAUAUGAAAAAUAUUUUUGUU